AUGUCGUGGGACUUGCUUCAGAGAUUCCUUGAAUCCGACGUCUUCAACUCCAACCCCUUUCUCCCCGUCUCAUACCUCUCACCCUACAACAAGCAUCGAUACAAACCUGCUCUCCACGCCGACUAUGUCUCUUCUACAUGGCUUCCGCCGUCUCCGACAUCGCCAAUCGCUAAUGCCACCUGUCGCAACAGCCGCUACGCCGACCACGUGGGGAUUCACUAUGUCCUCUGCCAGAAGCUGCGCCAGUUCCCUUACGAGGACAUCGAGUUCUUUCUGCCGCAGCUAUGUCAUCUUAUAAUCAGCGUGCACAAUGAGUCAAUGGCAUUGGAGGAGUUUUUGUUGGACUUGUGCGAGGAAUCCGUCACAGCUGCGCUGCUGACUUUCUGGCUUUUUCAAACAUACCUUCACGAUCUAUCGUCAAACCCGCAGUCCGACUCCUUCCAGACAUGUCGCCGUGUCUACAACAAGGUCCAGCAUAUUGUGUUUGGACUUGCCGAUGCCGGUCGCCAUGAGAAAAUAACGGAAAACGUCCUUCCAGUCACGGUCCUCUCCAGUUUCGUGCUUGCCAGUGUUGCGCUGCCUAUGUUUCCUCGGUGGGCUGGUCCUCUCGCAGUCGCCCAGGCCCGUAAGCCUCAACCUAUCACCAAUGAAAUUCAGGACCCCAAGGAGAAUUCCAAGCCUACAAGGGCUCGUACGGUCACGACGGGGAAUUCACGAUCGCGACGUGCUCGAGAGAAUACACGCACCUUUAGUGCACCCGACCCCAAAGGAUCCAGAGAACCUUCACCCAAGCCUGCUCGCACCACUCCUCGGCCGCCGUCAGUAAUUAUUCCACCGUCGAGAUCCAAGACCCCCAUUAGCACGACCCGACCAUCUGCUCUUGAGUUGAGAUCACUGGAAGCCAAGCUUAGCACAUCGUCUCUUCCACUUCCGUCUCCUCAGCCACCAACUAGACCGACGACUCCAGUAUCAGCAGGCAACGCGCAACGGUCAGCCGACAACUCUACCAGGAGACAUUCGCAUCACGCCAAGGCGAUUCUUGCUGUCAAUGACCUGUCACCGAUACAGAAGACAAGGCUUCUGAGACAACAUUAUUUCAGGUCGCAAACUCAAUUUCUAACGGCUUUAGAGGGUAUUUCAAACCGAUUGGUUCUGGUGCCCAAGCCCGCUCGUAUGAGUGCGCUCCGAGCAGAGUUAGCAUUGAUAUCGCAAGAUUUGCCUGCCGAGGUUGAUAUCCCGGUCAUUUGCCCCCCGACUUUGGUCAAUGGAUCACCUGGGCAAAGCCGGCAUCAUCGUAUUGUGCGAGUGAACCCUGCUGAGGCGACAGUACUUAACAGCGCUGAAAAGGUUCCUUAUCUGAUCAUGGUGGAGGUCUUGAGGGACGACUUCUCGUUCGAUCCUGAUGUGCCUGAGAAUGACCGACUCCUGAACAGCUUACUCGGGGGCAGCGUUAGAGCAAAGCGCAUAUUUGAUCUUUCAGACUCACCUCGCCUUUCGCCUACAGUUAGGGCACCAGAGCCUGCCUUGGAUAGUGUUUUCGAACCUGCUUCUGGUGAUUUGGGCAGCUCACCACUACUGAAAGGCAUCGACGAGUCACCUGUCAGAGCUACUCCAAAGCCUACGCAGAACCAUAAUAUCCAGCGUCUUCCUAGUGCAAUCACACCCUCUUCCUCAACCUUGGACUUGACGACGCCGCGAUCAUCUGGCACGGGAACCUCGCGAUCGAACAGCCCUGGGCCCAUCUCACGAAGAAUGACUAUGCCUAUACAGCGAAGUGCGCCAGCUGACCAGCCCGACUUUUCUGCCCUGGCCACGCAUAUGCGGACUGCUUCCCAAAUGCUUGCCCAGCUGGAAGCCACUAGCGGAAAGCGACCAAAGCAGGAAGUGGCUGCUAUCAGAGCCAAGAUCAUUGCCAGCAUGCAGAGUCUAGAGGAGAAGAGUUUUGAUGUCGAUGAGCAAGGUCCAACUUUCGACACCAUCAUCGCCAAAUCUAGCACAACCCCGAUUCCUGUCAACAACCCUGAUCUCGAGGAGGAUGUCCAAAUCGACCCAAACCUCAACGCCAGUGCAGGCCGUGAGCGAAUGGAGAACGAUAUCAAGACUGGUGGUGUCCAACGUCGUGGUGAUCGUGAUGACCCUAGUGCGGCCGUCUUUGGAGAGGCCUGGGAAGCCAAAAAGGAGCGAAUUCGCAAGUCAUCACCUUAUGGCUGGAUGAAGAACUGGGAUCUUGUUAGUGUGAUCGUCAAGACAGGAGCAGAUCUUCGACAAGAGGCAUUUGCUUGCCAGCUCAUUGAUGUGUGUCAUAAGAUCUGGGUUGACGCUGGUACUGAUGUCUGGGUUAAACGUAUGCGAAUUCUGGUGACAGGAGAGUCCUCGGGUCUUAUCGAGACUAUUACGAGCGGUGUGUCCCUGCACUCGCUGAAGCGAAGUCUAACGUUAGCUUCUGUUGAGUCUGGACAAAACCCUCGCAACCGCAUCGCGACACUGAGGGACCAUUUCCUUAAGGCUUUUGGAAAACCUGAUAGCAAAGAGUUCAAGGCCGGUGUUGAUGCAUUCAAGAAAUCCUUGGCGGCGUACAGCAUCAUUUCCUACGUCUUACAACUCAAGGAUCGGCAUAACGGUAAUGUCCUGGUGGACAGCGAGGGCCAUAUCAUUCAUAUCGACUUCGGCUUUAUGCUUUCCAACUCUCCUGGAUCAGUUGGGUUUGAAGCUGCUCCAUUCAAACUGACGCAUGAGUAUGUGGAUGUUCUGGGCGGGCCCCUUUCUCCUGAUUUCGAGGACUACAAGAGGAUGUGCAAACAAGCUUUCCAAGCUCUGCGCCGCUCUGCAGACAAUAUCACCGACCUUGUAGCAAUGAUGGGACACGACUCCAACAUGCCUUGCUUUGCAGUUGGUAUUGCACAAGUUACAAAUACUCUCCGGCAGAGAUUCCAGCUUCACCUUAGCGCUGAGGAAGCAGAGCACUUUGUCGAUGAUCUCGUUACAAAAUCGUUCGGUAGCUACUACACUCGACUCUAUGAUACUUUCCAAUAUCGUACGCAGGGUAUAUACUAG
Messenger RNA from Fusarium sp. VM40, 3054 nucleotides. The record is from the annotation of a GenBank genome assembly. Lineage: Eukaryota; Fungi; Ascomycota; Sordariomycetes; Hypocreales; Nectriaceae.